UCGUUGCCUUUUGGGCGGUUGGAGCUGGUUGCCGUGGUUACCGAGGCCUAGUGUUCGGCUGCGAGCCCCGAGCUCGAGUACAACCGAGUAUCCUGUCAAACCGGCAAGCUGCUGGAAGGAUGGAUUCGCGAUCCUUCAAAAACCCCUACACAGACUAUGAAGGCCCGGCGUCGACGGAGAAGUUGUUCGACUCCGCGGGACAUUUAACAAGUGGCUUCAUUCAGCAUCUAAAAAGCAAGAUCAGUGAUUUGCUGCAGCAUAUGGAAAAUGGGCUUGUAAAAGCUGAUCGAACUGAUUGCAGCAUCUACGUGGGUUGGACAGGGAUUGCCUUGCUGUACCUGCAUCUGCACAAUGUGUAUGGUGAUCAAAAUUAUCUUCAAAAAGCUGUCCAAUACAUAAAUCAAAGCCUGAAAGGCCUUACUGGGCGUGUGGCGACCUUCCUGUGCGGUGAUGCAGGACCCCUGGCUGUAGCUGCAGUUGUGUACCAUAAGUUGCAACAAAUACAAGAAUCGGACAAUUAUAUCAAUAAGCUUCUCCGUCUACAUCAAUCUGUGGUGAAAUCAAAUUCAAGACUACCAGAUGAGCUGCUGUAUGGUCGGAUGGGUUAUCUUUACGCAUUAUAUUUUGUUAAUGAACAGUUUGGCAGUGAGAGGAUCCCUUUGCAGCACAUGAAAGAGAUCUGUAGUGACGUUGUAACAUCUGGAGAAAAACUGGGCGGCAAAAAAAGAUUUUCCAGCUGCCCAUUGAUGUAUGAGUGGUAUCAGGAGCAUUAUGUUGGAGCAGCUCAUGGUUUGGCAGGAAUCUAUUAUUUCCUGAUGCAGCCAGAAUUCGGGAUUGAUCAAGAUACACUUCUUAAAAUGGUGAAGCCCAGUGUGGAUUAUGUUUGUCAACAGAAAUUUUCAUCGGGCAAUUAUCCUGCAAGUAUAGGCGAAUCCAGAGAUAAUCUAGUUCACUGGUGCCAUGGGUCGCCUGGAGUCAUUUACAUGCUCAUACAGGCUUAUAAGAUUUUCAAGGAUGAAAACUAUCUGAAAGAUGCUGCAGAUUGCUGUGACGUAAUUUGGCAAAGAGGGCUGUUAAAAAAAGGAUAUGGACUAUGCCAUGGUCCUGCUGGGAAUGCCUAUGCUUUUUUAGCCAUGUUCAAUCUUACUCAAGAUAAGAAGUAUUUGUACAGAGCCUGCAAGUUUGCAGAAUGGUGUCUUGAUUAUGGGAAACAUGGCUGUAGAACACCGGACUCUCCUUUCUCUCUCUUUGAAGGGGUGGCAGGAACUGUUUACUUCCUUGCUGACUUGUUGCAACCUACCAAGGCGAAGUUCCCAGCAUUUGAAGUAUAAUUCAAACAUCGCAUCAAUGUACGGCGUUGGAUGUGAUGUAUUGUUUUCUUUUGCACGUUGCAUGUUUCUGUUUAGAAUUUUGGAUGUCAAACAUAGUGCUGAUGGUGAGAUUUGCUUAACCUAGCAGUCCUACUCUGCUUAACUCCAAUGUAGCUUAAGUUUAAAAAAAUCACUUUCUGGAAUACAAUAUCUUGGAUUUACUGUAUUGGGUGAUACAUGAUAAAACUAGGAAAAUGCUAUUGUUCUGAAACAAAAUGAUUUGCCAGUGACAGAUGCCAUAAGCUCUCAAAUGUUUAGGAUGAUUUCACCAUAUUAUAACAGUUCUGACAGUGCUGCACAUAAAAUAAUUUGCAGUGCCAGUGUACAAUUUAUUUUCUAUGUUUAAGAAAUGUUUUUGUUACCAUUUAUUAUGUUUGUCCUAUCGGACGGCAUUAAAGUUAUUUUGAAAAUCA
Leucoraja erinaceus (little skate) is the source of this 1783-nucleotide messenger RNA. RefSeq names its product LanC antibiotic synthetase component C-like 1 (bacterial) (gene lancl1). Gene Ontology annotation, cellular component: plasma membrane. The transcript is spliced from 9 exons. Gene Ontology annotation, biological process: carbohydrate metabolic process; peptide modification. NCBI's taxonomy places the organism in Eukaryota, Metazoa, Chordata, Chondrichthyes, Rajiformes, Rajidae. The record is from RefSeq and is a predicted model, not a curated record. Bases 120 to 1331 code for a protein of 403 amino acids.